Molecule: messenger RNA, 918 nt
Organism: Pseudonaja textilis
Lineage: Eukaryota; Metazoa; Chordata; Lepidosauria; Squamata; Elapidae
Gene: NT5C
Product: 5', 3'-nucleotidase, cytosolic
Biological process (GO): pyrimidine deoxyribonucleotide catabolic process
Cellular component (GO): mitochondrion
Molecular function (GO): 5'-nucleotidase activity
Source: RefSeq, a predicted model, not a curated record
UUCCUUCGCCCUUCAGUACCGCGAUUCCAUUGCGCCAGAAAAAAAAAAUCGGUUCUUCCUCGAUCCUCUUGCUGGCCUGAAUUGAGGACUUGGGGGCGUCGCCGCAAUCUUUUUGCCGCUUGGAAGACAUGGCCGGCGGCGUGGCUCCCUCGCUCCGUGUGCUGGUAGACAUGGACGGGGUUUUGAGCGACUUCGAGGGCGGGCUGCUCCGCGACUUUGUCGCUUCCUACCCCGGGGAGCCUCACGUGGAACCGGCGCAACGAAAGGGCUUUUCAGCGCAGGAUCAGUACCGUCGCCUGCGGGAAGACCUAGGGGACAAAAUAGCCAGUAUCUAUGAGUCACCUGGCUUUUUUCUGAGUCUGCAGCCCAUCCCAGGAGCUAUUGAAGCGAUGCACGAGAUGAUUCAAAUGCCCAACACUGAAGUUUUUAUUUGCACAAGUCCUAUACGAAAAUACGACUACUGCGUUUCAGAAAAGUAUAUAUGGGUCGCGCAACACUUGGGUCCUAAAUUUGUGGAGCGACUAAUUCUGACUCGAGAUAAAACAGUUGUUUCAGCUGAUCUGCUCAUUGAUGACAAGGACACCAUUAAAGGGGUAGAGCCAAAUCCAAGCUGGGAACACAUCUUGUUCUCCUGCUGUCACAACAAACAUCUAAAGCUACAGCCGCCACGGAGGAGACUUGAAUCUUGGACUGAUGACUGGAAGGCAAUACUGAAGAGCAAACGUUCCAAGUGAAGCAUAAAGAAAAGAACAUUUUAUUUCUCAAAGGCUCUGGGAAGUAUUUGCUGAUCACCAAUCCCAACUGGAAACAGAGACAUGCCCUUCAAGUCAAAUGAUCCAUAUGGAAAUAGGAUUAUAUUUUAAUUCUAAAUGCGCUUGAAUGAUCUGAGUUAUUAAAAUGUUAAACCCUUGGAUGGAA